CCUUAAACACUCUCCGUUUCUAUCCUCUUUCCUGCCACCUCUAUCAUGUGUUUCCAAACUAUUCCGGUUCUCUCUCAACCACGCUCUAACGUCCCACGCAGACGGCAACGUAAUCCUGCUAACCUGCGCCUUAUCUCUACCUCCUUCACUACACCUCUUUCCUUCUCUGUGGGUCUCUGGAAUUGUCAGUCAGCUGUCAACAAAGCUGACUUCAUUUCUGCUUUUUCUUUAAAAUCCACGCUCAGCAUCUUGGGCUUGACUGAGACCUGGAUUCGUCCAGAAGACUCAGCAACCCCAGCUGCUCUCUCUACUAAUCUCUCUUUCUCUCACACCCCCCGGCAAGUUGGCCGGGGUGGAGGCACUGGUCUGCUCAUUUCUAACAAUUGGAAAUACUCAACCCGCUCUUCCCUAUGCAAUUACAACUCAUUUGAAUCUCAUGCCAUUACUGUAUCAGCUCCGAUAAAACUCCAGAUCGUGGUCAUUUACCGUCCCCCUAGCCAAAUUCUAGCCACCUUCCUAGAGGAGCUGGACGGGCUGCUGUCCUCUUUCGUGGAGGAUGGCACUCCACUCCUAGUCUUUGGUGAUUUCAACAUUCACCUAGACAAGCCUUAUGCUACAGACUUCCAUGCACUCCUAGCUUCGUUUGAUCUCAAACGCCUUACCACUACUAGCACGCACAAAUCAGGCAACCAACUUGACUUAAUUUACACACGCAAUUGUACUGCAGAUAACAUUCUGGUACAACCGCUACAUACUUCGGACCAUUUCUUCAUUACAUUUACAUUACACUUUGCUUCUCCUGUGCCACCAACCCCCCUACCAGUUACUUUUAGACGAAACCUGCGCUCCCUUUCUCCUUCCCAUCUUUCCUCUGUGGUAUCCUCCUCUCUUCCUUCACCCACCCAUUUCUCAUCUCUGGAUGUAAACGCAGCUACUGAGACUUUAUGCUCUACCUUAACCUCUUGUCUAGACGACAUUUGUCCUCUCUCCUCUAGGCCCGCACGGGCUGCUCCUUCCAACCCCUGGUUAUCCGAGGUUCUUCGUGAACAUCGGACUACACUCAGAGCGGCAGAGAGAAAAUGGCGCAAAUCAAACGAUCUGUCGGACCUCAAACGACAAACUGGAUGCUAAACAGUCAGGUUUCAGGAGGGGCCAUUCAACUGAGACUGCGCUUCUCUCGGUCACUGAAGCCCUGCGAAUUGCAAAAGCCCAUUCCAAAUCAUCAGUCCUCAUUCUGCUGGACCUAUCUGCCGCUUUUGACACUGUCAAUCAUCAGAUACUCCUGUCCACCCUCUCAUCACUGGGCAUCUCUGGCAUUCCACUUCGCUGGUUUGAAUCCUAUCUCACUGGUAGGUCUUUCAGGGUGG
Onychostoma macrolepis is the source of this 1367-nucleotide messenger RNA. RefSeq lists its product as uncharacterized. NCBI's taxonomy places the organism in Eukaryota, Metazoa, Chordata, Actinopteri, Cypriniformes, Cyprinidae. Gene Ontology annotation, molecular function: catalytic activity. The record is from RefSeq and is a predicted model, not a curated record. The transcript has 2 exons. The coding region runs from base 46 to 1131 and encodes 361 amino acids.